Messenger RNA from Ailuropoda melanoleuca (giant panda), 589 nucleotides. It is a transcript of the gene MUSTN1, whose product is annotated as musculoskeletal, embryonic nuclear protein 1. The record is from RefSeq and is a predicted model, not a curated record. Gene Ontology annotation, biological process: chondrocyte proliferation; chondrocyte differentiation; tissue regeneration. Lineage: Eukaryota; Metazoa; Chordata; Mammalia; Carnivora; Ursidae. Gene Ontology annotation, cellular component: nucleus. The coding region runs from base 139 to 387 and encodes 82 amino acids. The transcript is spliced from 3 exons.
CAAGGAAGGGAGUGGCUUUCCGGGAUAGGCAAGGGGACUAUAUAAUCGCCAGAGGGCUGGCGCGGCUCUGAUCUCUUCCACCGGUUUCUGCCUCUGCCGGAGGAGUGCGUUGGCAGCAGCUCUCGUACAGGACCCACCAUGUCCCAGGCUGGUGCUCAGGAGGCCCCCAUCAAGAAGAAGCGCCCCCCAGUGAAGGAGGAAGAUCUGAAGGGGGCCCGUGGGAACCUAGCCAAGAACCAGGAGAUCAAGUCCAAGACGUACCAGGUCAUGCGGGAGUGUGAACGAGCUGGCUGCACUGCCCCGUCAGUGUUCAGCGGCAACCGGACCGGCACCGAGACCGUCUUUGAGAAGCCCAAAGCCGGACCUGCCAAGAGUGUCUUUGGCUGAGACAUGCGCACCAUUCCCCUCACCGCUGCCAACUCCCAGACGCAGGAGCCUUUCCCAAAAACUUUCUUAUGCCAGAAUGUACCCUCUUACCUGCUGCCUGUGGGACUGCCACCCGCCCCUCACAGCCCUGGCCCCUCAGCCCAGGGACUCUGCACCAGCACCCGGGGAACACCAAUAAAGACAUGCCCAAGUGGCCCCAGGA